AAUAACGAAGACGACGACGACGACGACAACAACCAAAGCAAGCAAUCGACGCCGCACACAUUACCACUUAAAGAAACAAACACUUGACACAAAAUGGGCAUCUGGGGCAGCGUAAAAAGGAAGGCCGAGCAGACUAAGAUGCAGGCCAACAUCCUUCUGGCGAAGCGAAACAUCGAGAAGCGCAAGAAAAAGUUUGGCAAGGAAUUUUACAAUAUCCUGACGAACGACAAGCAAAAGCUCCUGGGCGGCACCGUCUCGGCGGGAAGCCUCUCGGUGUUCAAGAAGAACGGGAAGGAAGACCCUCUGAAGGAUGCCUUUGAAAAGUGCCACGAAGACAUUCGUGGCAUGAAGGCCAGAAUGGACGAACUCCAGCGAAAGAUCGAUGUGAUGGAAGUCAAGGGAAGCCACACCAUGCCGGACGGCACGAUGGGCCAGAAGGUCAAUAAGACGGGGAAAAUGAUCUCGGACRCCGGCAUAUCCACCAAAAUCCAGGCUCAGAUGGCCCUCAUCGAUCGAGAGAUGUUGAUACGGAAGGAAAACUUUGGUCUCGAGGCGUACGACAUGGUGAAGAGCACAGAGGACAAGAGCAAGAAAGGAAUCAAGGGAAACAUCUCUAAGGCCCUGGUAAGCCUGUCGGAGCAAGAAAAAGAGAUCCAAAAGGUCGUCGAUACGGCCAAGAACGAUGUUGAGGUGCUCGAGGGCAAGAUUAAGUCGAUGGAACGGCAAAUUUCGUUCCUUUCGGAUCCUUCCGAAACCUCCGAAACCCAAGCGCUUGCCGACAAUCAAUAAUCUGUGCAGAUUCUUCUUCUUUGAACCUUCUGUCUCCCGAAUUAGUUAGUGGAUAAAUGGAGGAUUUGGUUCCAUUUCAUUUCUUUCCGGUGAGAACAGAUGCGCUGACCGGUCACAAGAGAAAAUCUAAAGUAGYAUGCGAAGACACCAAAAGUUCAUGUUCACAACAAAAGCAACUUUUUCUAUUUCGAAUCUGUUGCAUUUCACGGUUGCAAUCCAUUUGUAUCUAUCCUAUGUCACGAAAAAAAGUUCGAAGCAGAAUGAAUUCCGUAAUCGUAA
This is a messenger RNA of Pseudo-nitzschia multistriata, 1068 nucleotides long. The record is from the annotation of a GenBank genome assembly. Lineage: Eukaryota; Bacillariophyta; Bacillariophyceae; Bacillariales; Bacillariaceae.